This is a messenger RNA of Ostrea edulis (European flat oyster), 3470 nucleotides long. RefSeq names its product general transcription factor 3C polypeptide 2-like. Lineage: Eukaryota; Metazoa; Mollusca; Bivalvia; Ostreida; Ostreidae. Gene Ontology annotation, cellular component: transcription factor TFIIIC complex. Gene Ontology annotation, biological process: transcription by RNA polymerase III. The coding region runs from base 240 to 3452 and encodes 1070 amino acids. The record is from RefSeq and is a predicted model, not a curated record. Gene Ontology annotation, molecular function: protein binding. The transcript has 20 exons.
GGGGAAAAAACCCUGAGAGACGUUCCGAUUGUGGUACAGUUUUGUAGUGUUCCUUCCAAGCUUAUGGGUCCCAGGAGGUUUCUUGAGUUUCAGUGUUAUUUUGGCGGAUUUCAUAUUUUUUUUCAUACCGGAAAUGUUAUGGUUAUACCCAUUCUACUUUCACUUUUAGUAAACCUUUUGUUCGAAUUUUCUCGGCGGGAAUAUUGCAUCACGAGCAUGCAGGUGUAGGUUCAUGCAGUAUGGAAAAAAAAGACUCUUUAGUGAAGAGAGGAAGAAGGAAAAAGGAAGACACAGAAAAAAAUUCAUUGGAGGACUGUCCACCAGAUGAUGAUGUAAGCCACAACUCUCCAAUAUCAUCCACCCCAGUCACAGCCAAACGCCGAGGGAGGAAGCCAAAGGGAGGCAAUCAAAGUCUACAGACCCCGGAGCCCAAGAGCUAUCCCAAAAGAAACAGGAAAACCCCCAUAAGGGUUGAUUAUCCUAAUGAAGAUGGUGAAGAAAACAGUUCAACAUUAUCUCAUGCAGUGAGUGAUAUCUCGCAGGAUGUAACAAAUGAUUCAGAGCAAGUGACACCCAAACCGAAAACAGGACGCAAAAGAGGUAGACUCAGUAAAAAGUCGCUGGAAUCAGUAGAGGAAACUCCAAUACCAAAGAAGAAAAGGGGAACAUCUGCUGAAGAGGACAAAAAGGAUACAUUAGAUGAUUAUUUUUCUGGAAAAAAAGAGACAAAAGGUAGAAAGGGAAGACAGAAGACAAGGACAGAUUUUGAUUUGAGUGUGGAUGAUUCUAAAGAAGAGGAUGGAACAAGUGGUGAUAAAACUGACAAACAAGAGGGAAAACAGCAGAAAGUUUCUAGUCAGGACACUCCAAGCUCUAAAGGAAGGAGGAGCAUUGGAAGAAAAGCCCGUCAAAAGGGAAAAAACACACAGCAGGAUGUGAGCUCAGAAGAUGGCUGCUCAGAGGAUAGUGAAAGGGAGGUAACUCCUGCAAAAAAAUCCAGUGGAAAAGGAAAGAGAUCAAAGGAUACCGAACAAGUUGCUGGAUCUGAAGUGACUUGCUUACGUUGUCAGGAAAAAUUCCCAGAUUUUUCCAAACUUAAAAAUCACUUAAUGAGGAAACAUUGUGCAAUGUAUAGUCCAGAUUGCCCAGAGGGGAAUGAUGACCGCAGCUCGGUACGACAGAUCCUAAAGAUCAAGAAAGUUUUGUACUGUCCCAAGUGCGACAAAGAACUGAGAAAUAUUCAGUAUUACUUUAAACAUUUUGAGUGGUGUGGAAGAGAGCGUGAGACAUUUACCUGUACAGUCUGUGACAGAAAUUUCAUGAAGAUGUAUGAAUUCGAGCAUUACCGAAAUCACAAACUACUGGAGAGGAAAGAGAAGGAGAGGCAGGAAGAACUCGCUCGACUAAAGGAAAUAAAGAAGAAAAAGGAAGCGGAAGAUGAAUCUGAAACAGAUCAAUCAGGUCGACGGAUGCGAAAAGCGGCCAAAAAGGCAGUCAAUGUUUUGAAAGAUAUCUCUGCCACUGGUGAUGCAUUUGCAGAGGAUGAUAAUGAUGCUGAUCCCGAGGUGAGACUGGAUGAUGAGGAAGAUGCAGAAGACCAGGCUGCUGAUGAGGAUGAUGUAGAAGAAGAUGCCAGUGAUGAAAUUAAUGCAACCAACUCCGAGUCAGAGGCAGAUGAAGACUCAGGGAUGGGUGAAAGAAAAGUAAAAAGACAUUGUGGAUCAGAUGCAUUUAGAGAUAUUUACGUACACAGCUGCAAGAAAAAUUUGAAGAGAUGUCAAAUGAUUGAUAAAAUGCCAGAUGUUUUCCCAGAUCUAAAGCCUGUAAAAUCUCACUGGACACCACAAGAUCCCAAGGAGGCUGCAGAUUUCUUACCAGUAACUCAAGAGAGCACAAGAUUUAGAAUUGUAUCAUCAAAAAAUGAAAAGAAGACCUCUUUAAUGCAACUGAACAAAUUUGAUGCUGAAUAUAAAUGUGGGACCUACAACCUCUUUGUUGGUGGUCCUGUUUGGGGCCUUGCAUGGUGCCCAAUACCACACAAUGUGAAAAGUGACCAGUUUCUGGCUAUAAGCUGUCACAGACAAAUGGAUGAAUUCCAUGAAACAAUGACUACAUACUCAGGGAAUGGCUCAAUUCAACUGUGGAACAUUGGCAAAAAGAAUUCCAUAUAUCCAAAUGAAUCUGCGAAGACCACUCUUCCAUUUGUGGAGUACUGCGUAUCUCAUAUCUAUGGUGUGGUUUACCAAUUAUGCUGGUGUCCUAGCAAUGCAUGGGAGAAUAAUAGCAGUGAAGAGGAGGAAUCAGAGCUACUCCCCAGACUAGGGCUAUUAGCAGGAGCCUUUUCAGAUGGAAAAGUCCAUAUUUACAGCCUGCCACAGCCAAACAGUUUGAAUAAAGAAAAGCAAGAAGGCACACCUGCUACAUUUAAACCAGAACCAGUGUAUUCUCUUGUUCCUUGUCCAACAACUAAACCAGACAGAGUAGUGCCAUGUUUAUGUGUUGACUGGCAGCCAAGGUCUUGUCAGUUUAUAGCAGCAGGCUAUGGAGAUGGUACAUACAGAAUAUGGGACCUGAAGUCGCAGUCCAGCUUACUAAGGAUAGCGAGCACUCCUUCCAUCGAGUUGUUGCCUUUCCAUAGUGGUGUCGCGCAUAGUGAUGCUGUCAUGUCAUUAAAAUGGUCCCCUCACGUAACAGACAAAUUCGCUACUGCUAGUCGUGAUAGAUCCUUUGCUAUAUGGGACCUCAAGAACAGACAUUGCCCGUUCUACAAGUCUCCUGGUCAAAUGUCCUUAUCUCUGUGCUGGUUGCCAUUUAAUUUUUGUGUUCUUCAAGGAAUGGAAGAUUGUUACUCAAACUUGGAGGCAUAUGUCAGAGCUGAGUCUUAUGACCAUGUUGUUGAUGAUGAAGUGGCCUUAUCGGACCCUGUAGUUACACAGUCCGACUGUAUAUGGGGAUUGACGUGCUCAAAUUGGCUUAUGGUUAUUCUGGCUACCAACAACUCAGGGAUUAUAGGUGGGUCCAUUAUGCCUCAGCUGAAAAGGACAGAAGUCAAACGAUUCAAUCGUCGACCAGUGUAUUUAUUUGAGACUGCUGUUCAUGAGAAGAAUUUUUGUAAAGAGAAAUUAAACUCAGAUAAAAAGGAAGGAACUGAUUCAACUGUUUUGAAAUCAUAUGAAAGUGGGAAGAAUUUGAUAUACUUGGAAUACAAAGAAUAUGACCCAUCAAAGGUCAGAAGGAAGGUUCCUAAAUUCACAGUCCCAGCAGAUAAUAUCAGAAGUUUUGCUUUCCGUGCUUUAUACAGGAUCGAAAUGAGUCCCAACAUCCAAAGUUGUGUGUGGGUCGUGUCGGGCGGACAAGCUGGAAUCGUGAGAAUACACAGCGUAGCGCCACAGUUGCUUUCCUCUACACUGCAGGAUUUAAAAGAUGUACGCCAGUUGCUUAAUUUGAAAUAAAAGAAAACAGAUUUAAAA